AUGGGAGACUGUCAGAAUUUUAAUUACGAGUCGUUGAAACUGCAGACGGCAUCUACCGAGAUCCGUUUGCUGGACCUUUAUCCCUCAGAAGGCCUAGCGGAUAGUCGUCUUGUCGGCCGUCUUUACACGACAACAGUCAAUAACCCUUCGCCUUAUACAGCUCUAUCAUACGUUUGGGGAAAUGGCAAUAAAGUCGAAUCCAUCUGGGUACCCAAUAGCCGUGGCGGAGAAGCCGAUAUUUCCAUCACAGAGUCACUUCAUACGGCACUACAACAAUUACGCAAGCCAGACAAAAUCAUUACCCUAUGGAUUGAUCAGAUUUGUAUUAACCAAGCAGACAAGACAGAAAAAGACCAGCAGGUGGGCUUGAUGGGGAGCAUCUACUCAGCAGCAAAGCAAGUGUUAGUAUGGCUGGGCCCAUCAGAAAAUAACUCAGACGAAGUCAUGGACGCAUGGAAUGAUAUCGGCCAGAAGGCCCUGGACUACGGACUAGAAGGUUACAUGGACCCGGACAAAUACCACUUGAUAUGGCCUAUUAUGAAGAAUGAAAACCCGGCUGAUGAAGCGACCAUAAACUUUCAACAGCUGCUUGUUUACACCGUCGACAUCUUUACUCCUUUAUUACAGAAAGCAGCGGUGAAGGAGUGGUUCGAGAGACCAUACUUCUCACGAGUCUGGAUCGUACAGGAAUUCUGUUUAUGCACCGACACCGUCUUCAUAUGUGGCUCCAAAUCAGUUGCUGUCAAUCUCGUCAAGCUAUCUGUUAUAAUGCUCCAGACAGCUAUCGGGAACAUGCCCCAGGGAAACUAUGAGUCGCUCCAGCCCCCUGAAAUGCCUGUGGAGCGACUGGUAGAGAUCUCCGAUGAGCCAACAGCACGCUUGUUCGCAUGUCGCUCACGCCAUCAGAAACAUGCCGAUGACGAGCUAUACAUGUUACUGCGCAGACUGUUUGUGGACCAUGCUACGAAUGCCACUGAGCAUCGUGACCGGAUCUUUGCCCUUCUCGCUCUUGCGAAGGACUCUGAGGAACUUGGGAUUGAACCUGAUUAUGAAUCAUCUGAGGGUAGUACUGAGCGUAUUUUGACGCAGACAGCGCGUGCGUUGAUUGAGAAAGGUGGCAGGAUUGAUAUUCUCUGCUAUUCUCAAUUUCCGAAAACCCACGAGCUCGCACAUCUGCCGUCAUGGGUUCCUGACUGGCGAUCUAGCCUGCGUCCUUCGUUCUAUACUAUCAAUGAGCGGACGGAUCAGCAUAUCUUUGCCGCAUCAGGAAAGGAUAGCGUUGUCGAGAUUGUCGAAGACUCGAAACACGAUUCAAGUAGUAUUGGGCUUCGGGGUUACACAGUUGACGUGAUAGAGAAAGUUUCUCCAGGCGAUGGAUGGCUUGAUCUAAGCUGGGAUUACGAAAGGUACCGGGGCUUCUUUACCGAGGUGGAUAAGCUAUGGCAAGAUUCUAGAAAGAAAAUAGACCUCAUCCACGGCAAAGAGACCCAGAAACGAAAAGAAGAAGCACGAUGGCGCGUACCUAUCGGAGAUAUUUACUGGACAUGGGAAGGGGACCAACACAGGGCUCCAUCAAAAGUCGCCACAUUUCAUAAAAGCUUUCUACAAGAACUGAAACUUUUCGACGAUAUGACUCGGAUGGCCUCUAUAGGCGAUGAUGUAUUGCCAAACCAACAAGAAUGGGAGGAAACUACAAAUGCCAAGCAUAACUACCGUGAAAGUAUGAGAAAGAUGCAAGGCAAGAGGCCGUUUCUUACGCAGACAGGAUAUCUGGGGAUGGGUCCUGUAGAGGCACAACCAGGCGAUAGUUUAGUAGUCUUCUGCGGUGGACGCAUCCCUUUUGUUUUACGUCCCUUGGACCAGACAGUGCCUGAUGCGUUGUCUUGUGUCGGCGAAGCAUACUGCCAUGGCGUUAUGGAUGGUGAAGUAACCACAAAGGAGAAAAACACGUUUUGGCUUGUUUGA
Messenger RNA from Fusarium venenatum, 1965 nucleotides. Its product is annotated as heterokaryon incompatibility protein-domain-containing protein. The record is from RefSeq and is a predicted model, not a curated record. NCBI's taxonomy places the organism in Eukaryota, Fungi, Ascomycota, Sordariomycetes, Hypocreales, Nectriaceae.